AGUGGCCCCGGCCUUGGCGGGGGAGGGUGGAGAGGACAGCCGGGGCCCGCAGCCCCAGGGCCGGACUGGACCGCACAGGAGGCGGCAUCGGUGGGCGGAUCACGGUCUCAGGACUCCGGCUCGGCUCGUUGGAAUUCAUGCCCGUUUCCUGAGAGACACCACGCUGGGUGCCAGCCGACCUCGACCGUCAUCCUUUCGAUCCCUUUCAACUUUGCGUCUGUUGCCUGCCUCACUGUCCUGAAGGCUUCCUGGCUGCAGAGACCUUGGUGUCUCCUCUUCCUCCUGUUGCUUUAACCAGCUUAUACCCAGCCCCUAUUGGGCUACCUGUUUAUAGAACAUUGCCAGGCGUAGUGGUGCAUUCCUAUAACCCCAGUACCUGGGAGGCUGAAGCAGGACGAUUGUGAAUUCAGUGCCAUUCUGGUUACAUAGUGAGUUCCAAACCAGCCUGGACUAUAUCAAGAGAUCUACUCUCAAACUGAGAUCAUUUCAAAGAUGUCUUCCAGAAGUCCCAAAGAUUUAAUUAAAAGCAAGUGGGGGUCAAGGCCUAGCAGCUCCAAAUCGGACACCGCAUUAGAGAAAUUUAAGGGAGAAAUCGCAGCCUUUAAAACAUCCCUGGAUGAAAUCACAAGUGGGAAAGGAAAAGUGCCCGAUAAAGACAAAUGCAGACUUUUGGAGAAAAUUCAAGUUCUUGAAGCUGAGAGAGAGAAGAAUGUUUAUUACCUCACAGAGAAGGACAGAGAAAUACAGAGACUCAAAGACCAGCUAAAGGCCAGAUACAGUUCUUCCUCAUUGCUUGAGCAACUGGAGGAGAAAGCGAAGGAAUGUGACAAGAAGCAGCAGUUGCUGGAGUCCUUAUCCAAAGAGACAGAUGUCCUGAAGAAGCAGCUGUCCGCCACAACCAAAAGACUUUCUGAACUGGAAGACAAGGCCUGUGCCCUCCAUCUGUCCCAGAGCAUGCCUGCAAACUGCUUCAACUCAUCAAUGAGUAGUAUUCAUGAAAAAGAAAUGCAGCUGAAAGAUGCUCUGGAGAAAAACCAGCAGUGGCUUGUGUAUGACCAGCAGCGAGAGGCCUACGUUAAAGGACUUUUAGCAAAGAUCUUUGAGCUGGAAAAGAGAGCAGAAGCAGCCGCUGCUUCACUCCCACAGCAGAUGAAAAAGAUGGAAUCAGAAGUUUAUUUUAAAGAGGAGAAGCAAAAAUAUGAUCAUCUCUUGGAAAAUGCCAAGAAGGAUCUUGAAGUUGAACGACAAACAGUAACUCAGUUGCGUUUAGAACUUGAUGAGUUUAGGAGAAAAUAUGAAGAAAGUCAAAAAGAAGUUGAAGAUUUAAAUCAGCUGUUGAGUUCGCAGCGAAAGGCAGACAUCCAGCAGCUGGAAGAGGACAGACAUAAGACAGAGAAGAUCCAGAAGCUCAGGGAGGAGAGCAGUGUCUUCAAGGGAAAACUGGAAGAGGAGAAGAGGAAGUCUGAAGAGCUCUUAUCUCAGGUCCGAAUUCUCUACGAGUCUCUGUUAAAACACCAAGAGGAACAGACCAGGGUAGCUCUGCUGGAGCAACAGAUGCAGGCCUGUACUCUAGACUUUGAAAAUGAAAAACUUGACCGCCAGAAUAUGCAGCAUCAACUGUAUGUGAUUCUUAAGGAACUCCGAAAAGCAAGAAGUCAAAUAACACAGUUGGAAUCCUUGAAGCAGCUGCAUGGGUUUGCCUUCCCAGAGCAAUCCUUCCCACUCCAGAGAGAGCCUGAAAGCAGAGUGAAAGGUUCCUCACCUAAAAGCCCCACUGCUGCACUCAACGACAGCCUGGUGGAAUGUCCCAAGUGCAGUGUACAGUACCCAGCCAAUGAACAUCGAGACCUGCUCGUCCAUGUUGAAUACUGCAUGAAGUAGCAGAAGUGCUCCUGCCUCUGUACUGAACAAGUCCACACUGUAUCCUAUGUUUGUUUAUGGGCACUUUGAAUCACAGAUUACAUCUCUUGUAUAAGAAGCUCCCUGUCUGCCCUUGGCCUCUGCCAUAUGAGGGCAUCCUUACGUUUUUCUGGCCACUUUACGUUUUCUUUGUAGUGAUACCUUCCUGAGCCGCUUCAUCAUCAGGCUGCAGUGAAUGUGGUGAGCAGCGGGUACCCAGACGACUAGCACUUCACACUUUUCUUCUAACUGGCACUUCACGCUGUUCUAGAUUCAAUGAACAAGAGCUAUUUGGGUUAUUGAUUACGGCUUAAAGCUAAAGGCCAGCAAGCAAAUAUUUUAUGCUUCGGGGGUUUUCAGAGAGUCAGACGGUAACUAACCGCAGCUCUUACUGUGCUGAUCCUUUUUAUAUAAAUGCUUGGUAUACUGACACUUCCAACGUGAUACCUCUUGCUAUUGUCCAACAGUUACUAGAAAAAUCAGGGAGUUUUGUAAUCUUUAUUGCUGUUAACUCUUCUAAGCAUAAAGCAGGUUUUGUUUGAAGAAUGCCUUUAAGUAGUUGCACAUUUUCACUCACAUUUUCUGACCAUAACUUUGACUUAAAUUUCAGUAACACAGGUCAGUUCCCUAAAAUGCCAAAAGGAACAAAACAAAAUUAUCUUGCCUCCUCAUUCAGUUUGCAGGUCUUUUAUUAUAGCUUGAUUGGUUUUUGUUUUUUGGCAUUCUCAGAGAUAGGUGAGCGGGGUAAUUAUCCAAUAUUUGUUUUCUGAAUAGAUAUUUUUAUAUAUGUUUCAUGUAAACCAAAAGGUGUUAUUUCUUCAGAUUUUCGAACUUGCUUAAACCUGAGCUACUGUUAGCAAUAUGAAGGAGGAAAUAAAUGUAUUAUUUAAUAA
Molecule: messenger RNA, 2792 nt
Organism: Peromyscus maniculatus bairdii (prairie deer mouse)
Lineage: Eukaryota; Metazoa; Chordata; Mammalia; Rodentia; Cricetidae
Gene: Cep55
Product: centrosomal protein 55
Biological process (GO): establishment of protein localization; regulation of phosphatidylinositol 3-kinase/protein kinase B signal transduction; mitotic cytokinesis
Cellular component (GO): midbody
Source: RefSeq, a predicted model, not a curated record